Molecule: messenger RNA, 1575 nt
Organism: Fusarium odoratissimum NRRL 54006
Lineage: Eukaryota; Fungi; Ascomycota; Sordariomycetes; Hypocreales; Nectriaceae
Exons: 3
Coding region: 1-1575 (524 amino acids)
Biological process (GO): transmembrane transport
Molecular function (GO): transmembrane transporter activity
Source: RefSeq, a predicted model, not a curated record
AUGGGUCUGGGUGUUCUUGCUGAUCAUCUCCUCUCCAAUGUCCCUGGAACAUCAUUCCUUAAUGAGAAGGGUGUCUCUUCAAACCUAGAAGACUCUACCGAUAAGAACCAUGCCAGCCUCAAGCACGAUCCGACUGGCAAGAUUGUCCUUGUUCCUCAACCUUCUGACGACCCCAACGACCCUCUCAACUGGCCAAGAUGGAAGAAAGAGAUGUUCACUGUCUCUAUCAUCAUUGGCUGCGGAUGCGUCGGUGCGAUAGGACCUCUUCUUGGUCCGGCAUUGGUACCUCUUGCCCAAGAAUUCGAUGUGCCUCUUCAGACAUUCACUCUAGGCUUCACUGGGGCCCUUCUAAUUGCUUUGGCGUUUGGUAACCUUUUCUGUAACUCGUUGGCAAUGAUGAUCGGCAAGCGGCCAGUUUAUCUUAUCACUGCACUGGGCCUACUGUGCUCAACGAUGUGGACCGCAGUGGCCAAAGACUUUGUCUCGCUCGCCGUUUCCCGUGCUAUUCAGGGUUUUUGCAUGUCCCCAAUGGAAGCCCUGGUUCCUGCAUCAAUAUCUGACAUCUGGUUCGUUCAUCAGAGGGGAUUCCGGAACGCGGUUUUUAAUCUGGGUGUCCUCGGUGGCAUCAAUCUUGCUUCACCUAUUGCCGGCGCUAUCAUCGACAAAUACGGCUACAGAACCUGCCUCUGGGCCAUGGCUGGUGCCUUUGGGGUUCAGCUUCUGCUUACCUUCUUCUUCAUGCCCGAGACAGCUUACAAGCGCUCCGUUGAGUCAGGCAUCCCAGUGAACUCUCACAUGGAGGAACCUUCUGCUGCGGAUGACAAGAAGGAGUGUGUAUCUGAGGUUGAAAACAGAGCUUCACUUUGUGAUAGUGCUCCCGUCCCAGAACAACACUCAUUCCUUUAUGAACUCUGGCCCUGGAGCGGUUAUUACGAUUCCUCUGGGUUCUGGUAUAGCAUCUUUGCACCUUUCAAAAUGCUUGGUUCUCCAGUGGUUAUUUGGGGAUGUUUUCAGUUGACUAUUUGCAUGAGCUGGUUGGUCCUCCUUGCAUCCACGUUUUCGCAAAUCUUUACUGGGCCCCCAUACAACUUCUCAGUUACCCAGGUGGGAUUGACGAACCUGUCAUCAUUCGUCGGUACCUUCAUCGCGACGGCGCUGGCUGAGCCUGAAUUUCGUCUUCCAAUCCUUGCUCUUCUGACUACACUUGGUGGCAGUGGCUUUUUCGGCUACGGCCAGAGCCUUGCAAACGCUGAGCCUUGGCCAAUCCCUGUCAUCGUCUGCUUGGGUAUGAUCAACCUCGGAGUCCAAUUCGGCAUCGUUGGAGUUGUAUCCUAUGUAGUCGACUCCCAUCGUCGUGAGGCUGUUGAAGCGUACGCCAUGAUGAGUUUCACCAAAAACGUCUUCUCCUUCGGCAUGAGCUUCUAUAUGAACGACUGGGUUGCGACCCAAGGUGUGAGGGAUGCCUUCUUCGUAAUUGGAGGCAUAAUCAUUGCAAUCAGCUUGGCAACAAUCCCUAUGUACAUAUACGGAAAGAGAGCACGAAGCUUUGCGUUUCGCCAUGGGUUUCUUCUAUGA